GACGUAUGAUGAUGGCUUCCUCGGCGAGAGCGUGCACGCGGGUCCUUCGCAGAAGCAUGGCGAGAAGGAUUACGGUAUCACCAACUACAUGGAGUCCUGCUGUCUUUGCUUCUUCUCCUUGGGCUUGGCCGGGUGCAACACAACCCACCUGCACCUGGGGGAAGAGGAGGUCACCACAACCAACAAGAACUUUUGCUCCACCAGCACGGCUCGCAUGCCCUACGCCCAGCUGGGCUCAGUGGACGUGGAAACCUUGUGCUGUGGCAAUUGCUUCAGUGUGGGGACGAACGGCGGCACCAUCAUGCCUGGCUUCGGGUGCGGCAAGCAGGAGGUGGACGGCAUCGCCGAGGAGCUUCAGAAGCGAAAGGUGACCCGCGGCAACAUUGCGCAGGUCCAGAUGCAGGAGAAUCUCAUGAUCGAGAUCAUCAAGCUGAGCGUGCAGAUGGAUCAACUUGCGAAGAAGGAGGGGGUGAAGUACCCUCCCACGCAGCAGACCAUGGAAGAGGUCUUCGGUCAAGGGGUGCAAGCGCCCUUGGGCUGGAACCUCCCCAUCACCGCCCUGCCGCAAGGCGACGGCAGUGGUGCUCUUCAAGUGAUGUUCCCUCCGGGGGUGUCGCCGGGCCAGUCGGUGCUGGUACAAGGUCCCAACGGCAUCUUUUCUGUCCAGGCGCCGAUGGAGGUCACGCCGGGCAUGGUCAUCAUGGUGCAGCCGCCGCCGCCGCCCAUGCCUGGCACGCCAACGGUCUAGGCAAGAUGCUGACGCUCUUCUCCACGCGUAAUCCACGGUGGCUGACACUGUCCCCGCGCCUUUGGGAGCACUGAGUCGACUGAAUGGAGCCGUGACUAAGCCCUUCAGAAGCUGCCCGUUGCCUCACCCAAAACUUCACUGCAAUUGCCUGGGGG
Molecule: messenger RNA, 903 nt
Organism: Effrenium voratum
Lineage: Eukaryota; Dinophyceae; Suessiales; Symbiodiniaceae
Source: the annotation of a GenBank genome assembly